Astrephomene gubernaculifera is the source of this 794-nucleotide messenger RNA. NCBI's taxonomy places the organism in Eukaryota, Viridiplantae, Chlorophyta, Chlorophyceae, Chlamydomonadales, Astrephomenaceae. The record is from the annotation of a GenBank genome assembly.
CGGCUUAAGUCCGCUCACCUCCACACCGACUUUGUGAGCGGGCGAAAGGAGCCUUUUCCAAACAUGACGUGGCCGGAGCCCCCGAACUACUACGAGGCCCCUAAGCAUGGCUUCAAGGUCACGCUAGAGAACCCCACCUACCCAAUUAUCAACCCGGACCCCAGCAUCAGCGACGCGAUCACGAACAUGCGCCGUGAGAACUGGUCCAUGGUAGCUGGUCUGGCGUCUCUGGGCUAUGUAGCUGGAUACUACUUUGGGGCGAAGGUGUACUGGGCUAGGCCUACUGCCCUCUUCACCUCCAUUUUCCUUGGCAAGACCGGCCUGCUGUGGGGCAUGUCGGACAGCGCUCACCGCCUGAUGGGCUUCAAGGAGAACGGCAAGGAGGUCUCGGCCAACAUGCCCCAAGUACAGCGGGAGGCGUACUAAGCGGGAGCCUGCUUGGAAGCGCCCCGAGAGUUGUAUGGAUGCGAGGGAACAGCUACAAUGGCUAGGGGGAAGCGGCUGGGUCUGUACGCCACAACGCCUGGUUGUACAGGGAGUCGCGCGGGUCGAGGAAAAUGGGAAAAUUAGAUGUCAGCGUGGGUUGGGUAGGAAAUGGUGGUUAUGCGCACGGUGAGAGAUGAAUGGCGGUAUAAUCAUGGUUCAAAAGGAUGUUUGUAACUUGUCCAAGGGUAAGCUAUGCCCUGGUGCAUGGCCGUGCCUGGACGUGUUUGUGUUUGCUUAGCAGGUCUGUAUGGCAGAAGCAGGACAUGAGACAAGCAAGCCCUUGCACAGUUGUAAUCGACUAACGGUGU